AUGUCAAAGCUUUGGUGUCCUCGCGUCCAAGAUGCUGUCGAUGCCUCGGAGCACUACGAGGUGUACAAUACCGACGACAUACCAUCGCUCUGCACCAUCAUUAUCGACACCAACCCACGUGCCUGGGCCGCCCUCACCGACGUCCUUCCUAUCUCCAAAGCCAUCGCGAACAUCCUUGUAUUUGUCAACGCCCACCUCGCAUUUAGCAAUUCGAACCAAGUCUCCCUCAUAGCCGCCCAUACCAACCGCGCCGUCUGGCUCUAUCCGACCCCGCCAAAGCAGGCUCGCUCUCAGGAUGCCAACAUGCAAGAUGUCGGCAACGACAGCAAGCCCUCCUCUGCCAAUAAAUACCCCCAGUUCGCCCAAAUAGAAAACUCCCUCCUAACCUCCCUCCGCGCCCUCAUAAACGACACCACCGAUGCCGACCUCUCCUCGACAACAACCCAAAUAUCCGGCGCCCUGACCCUCGCCCUCGCCCACAUCAAUAAAACCGCCCUCUCGUUUACCGCCUCCUCCACAGCCGCCCACGCCGCCACCACCACCGGCACCUCCAUGACAGCAGGGACUGCAGUUGGCCCGAACCCCGUAUCAAGCACGUCCACGGGCGGCGGCGGCCUCGCGGGCCUGCACGCGCGUAUUCUGAUCCUCUCGGUUAGCGACAGCGCCCCGGCGCAAUACAUCCCCACCAUGAACGCCGUGUUCGCCGCCGCCCACGCCCGCAUCGCCAUCGACACCCUCUCCCUCCGCGGCAGCGCCACCUUCCUCGAACAAGCCAGCUUCAUCACCCGGGGCACCUUCAUCCGCGCCACCGAGCCGCGCGGCCUCCUCCAAUACCUCAUGUUUGGCUUCGGCAGCGGCACCGCCCCUUCCAACCCGGCAGGCGGCGCGGACUCGGGCAAGGGCCCCGCCAGCUCCAAGACCGCCAGCUCCGGCCCUGGCGGCCAAGGCACCACCACGGGAGGAGGAGGAGGAGGAGGAGGAGGAGGAGGAGGAGGAGGAAAACACGGCAAGACGGGCAAGCUGGGGCUGGGGGCGAGCGUGGCCGAGCUGCUGGUGACGCCCAGCGCGGACGCGGUCGACUUCCGCGCGGCGUGCUUCUGCCACCGCAACGUCGUCGACACGGGCUUCGUCUGCUCCAUCUGCCUGAGCAUCUUCUGCGAGGUGCCCGACGGCGGCGAGUGCCUGACGUGCGGCACCGCGCUCGCCCUGGGAAACUACGGCAAGCGGCCCGUCGUGGCCGCCGGCGGCGCGGCUGCGAAUAGUGCUGCUAGCGGUGCGUCGCCGGGUGGAGGGGGGAGGAGGGAGAAGCGGAAGGUGGGUGCUAAUGGGGAGGUUUGA
Messenger RNA from Chaetomium fimeti, 1338 nucleotides. RefSeq names its product transcription factor Tfb4-domain-containing protein. The transcript has 2 exons. Gene Ontology annotation, biological process: nucleotide-excision repair; regulation of DNA-templated transcription. NCBI's taxonomy places the organism in Eukaryota, Fungi, Ascomycota, Sordariomycetes, Sordariales, Chaetomiaceae. The record is from RefSeq and is a predicted model, not a curated record. Gene Ontology annotation, cellular component: transcription factor TFIIH core complex; transcription factor TFIIH holo complex. The coding region runs from base 1 to 1338 and encodes 445 amino acids.